Molecule: messenger RNA, 2491 nt
Organism: Nyctereutes procyonoides (raccoon dog)
Lineage: Eukaryota; Metazoa; Chordata; Mammalia; Carnivora; Canidae
Gene: WDR5B
Product: WD repeat domain 5B
Exons: 2
Coding region: 278-1267 (329 amino acids)
Cellular component (GO): Set1C/COMPASS complex
Molecular function (GO): histone binding
Source: RefSeq, a predicted model, not a curated record
CCGCGCGGCGCCGUGUAUCCGCGGUUUGGAAGCGCCUGGGCCGCAAUUCGUGAUGCUUACGCAGUAGGAAGCGAGGAGGCAGGAAACGGGUCCGGGCCGUGCCGCUGAGUCGUUGUACGUGUCAAGACAGACCGGAAAUUGUAUUCCUCAAGAGACCGAUUAUUUUUGAGUCUGAUGUUUUUAAUCUUCAUUUUUGCCGGGCAGAGAGUCCGAAUAUGGGGCUGCCCGGCUCCGGGCCGGACGCUGACCCAACCCGCUGACCCGGAGCUUCAGAACCAUGGCGACGGAGGCAGGAGAGGCCAAGGCGGAGUCGGGCCUCCUCUCCUCAGCCAGUCGGAGCAAGCAAAUGCCUGAGAAACCAGACUAUGCUCUUAAAUUCACUCUGGUGGGACAUACGGAGGCUGUGUCGUCAGUUAAGUUUAGUCCUAACGGAGAGUGGCUAGCAAGUUCUUCCGCUGACAAAGUAAUUAGGAUUUGGGGAGCCUAUGACGGGAAGUAUGAGAAGACACUCUCUGGUCACAGCCUGGAGAUAUCAGAUGUUGCCUGGUCAUCAGAUUCCAGCCGUCUUGUUUCUGCCUCAGAUGAUAAAACGCUAAAGGUUUGGGAUGUGAGAUCUGGAAAAUGUUUGAAAACCCUGAAGGGGCAUAGUAAUUAUGUUUUUUGCUGUAAUUUCAAUCCACCAUCCAAUCUCAUCGUUUCAGGAUCUUUUGACGAGAGUGUGAAAAUAUGGGAGGUGAAAACAGGAAAGUGCCUCAAGACUUUGUCUGCUCACUCUGACCCGGUGUCUGCUGUUCAUUUUAAUUGUAGCGGGUCCCUGAUUGUGUCAGGUAGCUAUGAUGGUGUCUGUAGAAUUUGGGAUGCUGCAUCAGGCCAGUGUUUAAAAACACUUGUUGAUGAUGAUAACCCGCCCGUCUCUUUUGUAACAUUUUCUCCAAAUGGAAAGUAUCUUCUAAUUGCAACUCUGGACAAUACUCUUAAACUGUGGGAUUAUAGCAGAGGCAGAUGCCUGAAAACAUACACUGGUCAUAAGAAUGAGAAAUACUGCAUUUUUGCAAAUUUCUCAGUAACUGGUGGAAAAUGGAUUGUGUCUGGUUCAGAAGAUAAUCUGGUUUACAUUUGGAACCUUCAGACUAAAGAGAUCGUACAGAAACUACAAGGUCAUACAGACGUCGUAAUCUCAGCAGCUUGCCAUCCUACAGAAAACAUCAUUGCAUCAGCAGCAUUAGGAAAUGACAAAACAAUUAAACUGUGGACGAGUAAUUGCUAAUUCCUUUAGAAAUCAAGUAGUAGAGCCAAGUUGGAAAAAAAGUAUUUAAGAAGAUGGGUUUCUCUUAAGUUUGGCAUGGUUUUGCAUUUCUUUUUAACAGUCUUAAGACUUCAAACCUAUUACCUAAAUUUACAAAGCAAGACAAUUGGAAAAGCAAGUCUAAAAUUUAGGGCUUCUCACCCUUAAUCUUCAGGUCUGGUAAUAACUUAUGUCUGUCCCUGAACAGAUGGCCAUUCUGUGUCUCUCAAUAUUUUUGAAAAAUGUUUGGAAGUAAGGUUCACAAAAUAGGAUGACUGAUUAAAUGAGGGGAGCCAGAGUUUGGAAUCACUCCAGUUAUUGGUUUGGAAGAUGAGUAAGAGCAUAAGCCUGGGAUAGUGGUGGAUUGGAGAUAUAUGGCAGCUGCCACUUACAUGAAAUGGUUCCAUGGAACCAAGUUCAUAUAAACUGGGGAAACUAAGUCAUGGUUAGGUUUGUUGUGAGAGUCUGAACAUUUUAAGUUGUAUGGUUUUUUAAAAAAUGAUUUUGAGAGAGAGUUCCAGUGAGAGAGUACAAGCAGGAGGAGGAGCGGAGGGAGAAGCAGGUUUCCCACUGAGCAAGGGAGCCCAACGUGGGGCUUGAUCCCAGGUGGGAUCAUGACCUGAGCCAAAGGCAGCCGAUUAACCAGAUGAGCCACCUGAGUGCUCCACAUUUUAGGUUUUUUAUCAAGAUAAAAACUAAAAAUAAAUGAACAUCAUAAAUGGCAUUUUCCUGAGGGACUUCUCCACUACCCUGUCAUAUUGUGCCCUCAUGAUUAUCAGGCAAGCUACAUGUCUAAAUGGUGAGGCUAUUCUCUUUCACUAUGUGUCUGACGAGUAACUCCUACCCCUACUUUAAACUCGGUUCAGAAAUCACCACUUUGUGGACCAUCGCUGCCUACCUGACUCCAACCACACCACACAGCUAAAUUAGGUUUUUUUCUUUCUAUAGCUAGAAAGCUUACUCCUUACUCCUCUUUUACCAAAAAUAUUUGCUAUAGCUUUCUAUAGCAAACCAAUUUGUUUUAUAAUGAUUUCACCGGCCAUGUUUCCAGCAUAUUACAAGCUCUAGAAAGAAGUAGGUUUUUAUUCAUUUUUGUUUUCUCAGUAUUUACAUAUAUAAGGGACUACGGUAAUGUUUGAAUGACAAUGAAUUAUACUAUCACCACUUCAUUCCUUGCCUAUUUUUCAAUAAAUGUUUGGAAUCAUA